CAGUGAAAUUCCUCUGAAAAUGCGAAAGGUUGCAUUUAGUGAGGCUUAUAUCUGGAGCAAGCACGCUAGAAACCCGGGAUGUGCACGUUCCUGUUUUUGCUGGCGCUGUGCAUCGCUGGAACAUCAUCACUGAAAAUAUGUUCAUUCAAUAUAAGGUCCUUUGGGGAAAACAAACUAAAUAAGCCAGAAGUUUUGGAGGUCAUAACAAAGUGCAUCACUCGCUGUGACAUCAUGCUCGUUAUGGAAAUCAAAGAUGCCAAGGGUCAGGUUUUUCCACAGCUUGUGGCCCACAUAAACAGCUUCCACAGAGGAUUCGGUAAGAAGAAGACGGAGUUUGAUUAUGUAAUCAGUGAGAGAUUAGGAAGAAAGUCAUACAAGGAACAAUAUGGAUUUAUUUACAGAAGGAAACUGGUGUCAGUGAGGGCCAGGUAUCAGUACCCGGACAUGCGGACUGGAGAUGAGGAUGCUUUUUCCCGCGAACCAUUCAUCAUCUGGUUUUCAUCUCCCAGAACCGCUGUGAAGGAAUUUGUAAUAAUUCCCAUCCACACCACACCAGAGGUGGCCGUGCAAGAGAUUGACAAGCUAUAUGAUGUCCAUCAACAUGUGAGACAACACUGGACAGCCAAGAACUUCAUCUUCAUGGGAGACUUCAACGCGGCUUGCAGCUAUGUCGCCAAGAAGCAGUGGAAGAACAUCCGCCUCCGGUCGGACAGCAGCUUUAUGUGGCUCACCGACGACAAGACGGACACCACCGUGAAGGAGUCCACAAACUGUGCCUAUGAUAGAGUGGUUCUGCAUGGGGAGAACUUGAUUAAGGCGGUUCGCCCAGACUCAGUGGAGGUGUUUGACUUCAGGACUGCCUACGGACUCACAGAGGAACAAGCCCUGGCAGUGAGUGACCAUUUUCCUGUGGCCCUCACAAUCAACAGAGGCCGCCAGAGGGGCAUCAGGACUGGUACCUUCACUGGAUAAACCACGCCCCCCAAAGACACAAUAAGAGCCAGAGCUUAAAGAGCCUGGGCAAUAAUGAUUAAAGCGUUACAUUUCAGAGGA
Messenger RNA from Paramormyrops kingsleyae, 1053 nucleotides. RefSeq names its product deoxyribonuclease gamma. Lineage: Eukaryota; Metazoa; Chordata; Actinopteri; Osteoglossiformes; Mormyridae. Gene Ontology annotation, cellular component: nucleus. Gene Ontology annotation, biological process: DNA catabolic process. The record is from RefSeq and is a predicted model, not a curated record. Gene Ontology annotation, molecular function: DNA binding; deoxyribonuclease I activity.